Molecule: messenger RNA, 1122 nt
Organism: Symbiodinium natans
Lineage: Eukaryota; Dinophyceae; Suessiales; Symbiodiniaceae
Source: the annotation of a GenBank genome assembly
AUGGCUGACACGCAAACCUAUGAUGGAGACCUGGCUGCGACCCAUGUUCAGAAGCGGCUUGCGCGUGGCAUCUCCAGCUAUAGCGUUUGCAGUAGCACUUCGGUGGGGUCGGAUGCUUCGACGCUUCAGCUUGGGUCUUCAACGGUGGACACACUCUCGCAGUCCAGCCUGACGGGUCCAGCAGCUGUCGAAUCCGAGUCGCAAGCUGCGCAAGAUGCAGCUGCGCAAGGCUCAGGCUUCCGCAACUCCAUCCUUGUGUUUCCUGUCUCCUCGACUGAAGAUGUGGAUGAGUAUGCUGGUGACUCAUGCGAAGAUCCGCAGACUGGCCUCUUGAUUCCUCUGAAGCGGGGUUUCGCAGAGGAUGCUGCGGCCCCGUGCGAGAAGGAGAUCGACACUCAGCAAGCAGUAGAGGAACCCAUGGCAGUCUCUCCUGCUGCGCCUACGGAGGAGAAGGUUGCUGAGCCAGCUCCUUUCUCGGUCUUGGAUUACAAGGGUCAGCCGCCUCGUCAAGAGCAGUUCUGCGUGUCUGGGGAAGACAAGGCGCAGGAAGAAGCGAAGGCUACGGCGAAGGCCAAGAGCAAGGCGAAGGCAGGGCCAGCCCCCGCGCAGCCAGCUGAGCCAGAGCCCACGGAGGAGGAGGACAAGACCAAUGACGCUAAGCAGAAGGGCAGGGCCAGGGCGAAGCCAGCUGUCAAGGCGAAGCUAACUGUCGCCCCGACAGGCGAGCCAGAGCCCGCAGAUGAGGAUGACAAGAAGCGGAAGGCGUUGUCAGCGGGGAGUGAAGAUGGCAAUGCUGAGGGUGGGCCGGGCCAGUCACGCAAGAAGAUCAAACCCGCAGGCGCCAGCAAGCCUGCGGCAGCCGCGAAGCAGAAGGCGUUUGCACGCCGCUGGCGACCAGACGGUCAGAAAUCGGCGUUGGUCUGGGAUGCCAUCCGCGAUGUCUUCGAUGAGUGCCUUCGUGCGAGCUAUAGGACCCCAGGCAAGAUGGAGGACUUGUGGUGGAAGAAAGCCCGGCCUGAGAUCCUCGCAAAGGGUGACAUCGACCUCACCAAAGAUGCCCACCAUGCCGCUGCCAAGCAGUGUCUCGAUGCUUUCCUGCAGCAGUACCCUGCUGAUAUUUGA